AUGCCGAAGCUGUACAAGUCGCUGAAGGAGUACGAGGUGAUAUUCCAGAUGCUCCGCGACGUGCAACUAGACUUCCCAGACGAUCCGUUCAACAACUACAAGACGGUGCGACAGAGGCUCAUUAGCAACUCGCUGCAGAGGCUGUACGGCUCCAUAGCGGAGAUAACGGAGAGCAUGAGCGCGAUGGGAAUGGCGACGCCACAUUUCGACAGGACGAAGAUGAAACUAGACACGUUCCAGAUGAAAGUUGACGCGACGCAGUGUCUCAAGAACGACUACAUCGCUUUCAGGGGCUACGGCAACCUGCUGAACAAUUGGUACUACGAGUUCAGGUGCCCGAAGAGCAAGAAACCUAACAAGAGAUGCGCGGCGUACGAAGAGAAGCUCAAGGAGAAGAAGGGCAGUAGACGGCCCAAGAACAAAACCAAUCUACUCUCAAUGAGU
Molecule: messenger RNA, 444 nt
Organism: Iphiclides podalirius (scarce swallowtail)
Lineage: Eukaryota; Metazoa; Arthropoda; Insecta; Lepidoptera; Papilionidae
Source: the annotation of a GenBank genome assembly